AUGUUUAUGACUUUUCACAAAGGCCACAUUCCUUUCUUCAAUCCCUUCCUUCAAAUCCAGUCUCAUCGUGUCAUGGCAUCUCUCUCGAACACCAAGAUCCUACUCCCCCUAUAUAUCUACCCACUUCCGGGCGCUUGGGAUCCCCUCUAUGAAGCUCUCUCAAAAUAUCCAAAUCUCCAUUUUGUGGUCAUAGUCAAUCCCAACAGUGGACCUGGUUGCGAGCCGUGGUGGCCCAACGAAGACUACGUCCGGGAGAUUUCCCGACUAAAUGCGCAUGCCAACGUCACGCUCGUGGGAUAUGUAAACGCGACAUAUUGCAACAGACAUCUAGAAACUAUCAUCCAAGACAUUGAGACGUACGCAUCCAGAACUAGCGAAGAGAAUGGCCCAAAGCUGGGAAUGCAGGGCAUCUUUGUGGACGAGACGGUGAAUCUGUAUACGAGAGAGGCGAAACAUUAUCUCGACGAAAUCGAUCGCAAAGUCCAUUCCGCGCAAGGCAUAGGUGGUAAUCGAAUAGUGAUACAUAACCCAGGUACAGCAGUCAACGCUGAACUGGCAGUUCCCGGCCCAGACAUCACAGUCGUGGUCGAGACUUCAUAUGCAGAAUUCGUGACCGCAAGCUACCAAGAAUGGCUAAAAACAUCACCAUAUGACCGGUCAAGAACCUGCUACAUGGUGCACUCCGUACCCGUGGACAAGGUGCACGGUCUCACAAAGUCAUUGCAGAAACGGGCCGAGUAUCUCUUUGUCACGAGUGCGGCAGAAAACUUUUAUGGCGAGUGGGCUAAAAGCUGGGGUGUUUUCGUCGCUGCAGUAGGGAACUCGCUGAACUCGACGAGGUCUCAUGGAGACCUGAAAAGUGUGUUUCGACGCGGAAUCCCGUUGCUUUCUUCCAAGAAGAAGGUCAAACCAUAA
Plenodomus lingam JN3 is the source of this 915-nucleotide messenger RNA. RefSeq lists its product as uncharacterized. The record is from RefSeq and is a predicted model, not a curated record. Lineage: Eukaryota; Fungi; Ascomycota; Dothideomycetes; Pleosporales; Leptosphaeriaceae.